GAAUAAUGUUGCUUAAAUGCGACUUCCUCUUCCUCAGAGUUGUUAUGUAAAUAUCAAGUCUGGUUUUCUGUGCCAUUCUCUGUGAAGAAACCGGAGGUGUGUGUUUGUUCUGCUGCUGAUCAACUAAUUAGCUAAGACUAAACCAUUUCCGUUUUUACAGCAAAUUAUUGUUUCUUAAAUUAGCUCCCCAAAGUAAAGCAGCUGAUUUCAUCGUGUUUCCAUUCAAGAACAUGAAGGACGACAAUCAGAGUCUGAUGGCGGCUCUGUCUGAGAAAAUGCUGACAGUCAGUAUGUUACUGAGUGUCUUCUUCAUUCCAGGUGUUUUUGCAGGUGAUUCGGCUGGUUGUCCCAAUCCAGAUCUUAUUGCUGACAUACCUCGGAAGAUUGAAGCUCUGAGUGGAUCUUGUUUGCAAAUCCCAUGUAAAUUCAGUUCAACACAUUAUACAUUCAACAACAGGAGACCCAUCUAUGGAGUUUGGUUGAGAACUAUUUCAAAUCUGUAUCACAAUCCAGAGGCUGUUAUCUUCAACAGCAGUGGGUCAGUUAACACAUUUUCACUGAAAAUGACUGAAAACCUGAGUGAGGGAGACUGCACCACUCUGUUUCCUGACUUAAAGACGAGUUAUACUGACAAAUACUUCCUACGGAUUCAUAAAGGGACAUAUAUGGCAACAGCUGAAUGUCAUCCUCUUAGUAUAACAGUUAAGGAUUCUCCUUGGAGACCCAGCAUUAAUAUCUCUGGUGGUGACCUGAAGGAGCAUCAGUCUGUCACUGUAACCUGCUCAGCUUUCACUCCCUGUCCACACUCACCUCCUGAACUCACCUGGAAUCUCCAACAAGACUCUCUCAGACAAACAGAGAAAAACACAAAUGGAACCUUUACAACUAAAAUCCAGGAGAACAUCACUCUGUCAGACACACAUGAUGGAUACAACAUCAGAUGUUCUGCCAGAUAUCCUGUGAUUGGAGGAAUCAAGACAGCAGAGACAGGAGAGACUCUCAGUGUUUCAUAUGCUCCUAGAAACACCUCAGCAUCCAUCAGUCCAUCAGGUUUGGUGUCAGCAGGUAGCAGGGUGGAGCUGAGCUGCUCCAGCAGAGCCAAACCUCCACCCAGCUUCACCUGGUUCAGGAACAGCAAACAAGGAGCCAUGAAUGUGUCUGUGGAGCAGAUUUACAGCUUCAACGCCAAUGAGGAAGAAGAAUAUUACUGUGUGGCUACAAAUGAUCUGGGGAAUCAGACAUCAUCAAUAUUUCUUAGUUUUGAAGCAGGAAUAUAA
Xiphophorus hellerii (green swordtail) is the source of this 1277-nucleotide messenger RNA. Its product is annotated as vascular cell adhesion protein 1-like. The record is from RefSeq and is a predicted model, not a curated record. Bases 231 to 1277 code for a protein of 348 amino acids. The transcript has 6 exons. Lineage: Eukaryota; Metazoa; Chordata; Actinopteri; Cyprinodontiformes; Poeciliidae.